This is a messenger RNA of Schistocerca americana (American grasshopper), 486 nucleotides long. RefSeq names its product testis-specific gene A8 protein-like. The record is from RefSeq and is a predicted model, not a curated record. The transcript is spliced from 2 exons. The coding region runs from base 1 to 486 and encodes 161 amino acids. Lineage: Eukaryota; Metazoa; Arthropoda; Insecta; Orthoptera; Acrididae.
AUGCAGAGCCGGCCAGCGAGAGGAACAACCUCGGCUGCGGGCGUGGCGCGCUGGCAGCCGCCGCUGACGGGUGCGCCGCUCGGCGGCACGGAACGGCAUUCGCCGGUGCAGCGGAGGCGACAGGCAGUCUGGCCGCGCCGGGGAAGUGCCCCGCGUGGGCGGCCGAGCGCGGCGCGCACCGAGCAUUGUUGUCUGGCAGCGGCGGCCGCCGCCACCCCCGCCGCCUCCGAGGCCGGAAUAAUGCAUGAGCGGCCGAGCCGGUCCGCUGCCCCGCCGGUGCGCCGACGCCUCGGCCUGCCCGCCGCGGCGGAACACACGGCGACGCCCGCCGCGCGCCGCUCGGCCGCUGUCUACGUGUCUGCUCCGUGGAGCCGCCUUGCGUUACCCACCUGCUCCACGUCGCUACACAAGCAGCUGUCAGACAAGCUACAGACACAAUCCAACCAUCAAACUACCAAGCUGGCUCAGUCUAAACCCAACAGCUAA